Messenger RNA from Cherax quadricarinatus, 457 nucleotides. The record is from RefSeq and is a predicted model, not a curated record. Lineage: Eukaryota; Metazoa; Arthropoda; Malacostraca; Decapoda; Parastacidae.
AUCUCCCUUCCAGCAUGGCAUUUUAGUUAUGUGGACACACUACAACAGAAUGAAGGUGGUGACAUGAUCGGUCAGAGUACCACCAUUAUGCCAUCUGGAAGAAUUUACACUUCAUUUUCAAGAUAUUUUAAGAGCACCAUGAAUAAUACAGUUAUCUUCGAAUUUUCUUAUGACAUUCUUGUUCGUGAUGGACUUCAGACUUGGAAAAUAUUGGCUCAAGAAGUCUUUGUGUGGUCCCCAACACAGAUAAGCCUUCAGGCCACUGUUAGUGAAGGAGAGCUUGCAGUGUUUGGUCUUGAAACAUCUCUGGAAGGACUCAACACACAAGAGACUGGCUUCUUCUUCAAAAACUGGAUCAGAGAGUUGUAUGAAUGUGAAGCCUCACUCAGUAAUGAAGGACACAAAACUGAUUUCAGCCUCACAUUGUUUAUCAUACCCCUCAAUAGGGAAAUUAAAA